Molecule: messenger RNA, 235 nt
Organism: Paramecium octaurelia
Lineage: Eukaryota; Ciliophora; Oligohymenophorea; Peniculida; Parameciidae
Source: the annotation of a GenBank genome assembly
AUGGGAACUUGUUGUACAAAUACUACACAGGAAAAGGAAUCCUUUACUGCAAUAACAGCUCCCAUCUACAUAAAUAAUGAAAAUUUGGAGAUCGGAAUGCAAACUAAAAUAAAAGAAUCGAAUGAAACUCCAAGUUCACCCAUCAGAUCUGAGAAAAUCGAUGUAUGGCUUAGCAUUCAAAUCUAGCACAGGAAGAGAACUAUGGAAGCAUUAAGAGUUAUAGAGGAGCGCUGAU